AUGAAGAAGACAACAGCUGAAAUGAAGGAUGUCCCAUAUUCAAAUGCAGUGGGUAGUAUGAUGUAUGCUAUGAUAAACACUAGACUGGAUAUAGCCUACGGUAUUGGGCUAGUAAGUAGGUUCAUGAGAAAACCAAGUCCAAAUCAUUGGAAGGCUACAAAGUGGUUGUUGAGGUAUUUAAAAACUUCAUCACAACUGAAACUAAAGUACUACAGGGAUGAGACAGCAAGUACUAGGAUUGUAGGCUACUAUGAUUCAGAUUUUGCAGGUGAUUUGGACAAGAGAAGGCCCAUUUCAGGUUAUGUUUUUACAUUGGGAGGAAAUACCAUCAGUUGGAAGUCAAGUCUGCAGCAUGUGGUGGCUUUGUUAAGCACAAAAGCAGAAUACAUAGCCGUAGCUGUACCUAUAAAGGAAGGAAUUUGGUUCAAAGGGUCGAAUAUACUGUGCUUUUCAAUACUCUCGAAAACUGCAGUGUAUUAA
Humulus lupulus (European hop) is the source of this 480-nucleotide messenger RNA. Its product is annotated as secreted RxLR effector protein 161-like. The transcript has a single exon. NCBI's taxonomy places the organism in Eukaryota, Viridiplantae, Streptophyta, Magnoliopsida, Rosales, Cannabaceae. The record is from RefSeq and is a predicted model, not a curated record. The coding region runs from base 1 to 480 and encodes 159 amino acids.